GCCUGAUCACUGUCACCUGUGAGUUCAUCAAGGAGCUGCAGGCAAAACAAACAUCGCCAUUAACUUCAUGUGUCCAGCCGCCUUCAGAAGCAUGUUGUCCAACACGGGCCCGGUGGCCAAACUCUACUUGUCCAUAAUUGACGAUGUGAUCGAGAGCAUGAGGGAGCUCUACCUGGAUGAAGGGCUGGAAGACCGAGUCCUGGACGAUUUAAGACGUCUCUGGGAGUCCAAGAUGAUGCAGUCCAAAGCUAUGGAAGACUUCAGGAAGAACAACAUCAACUCAUCCAACUUUGUGCUCCAGCUCCCAGACCACUACGGCCAGAUCGACCGAGAGCGCACAGCCACAGUCGUGAUCCCUGCGAGUCAGAGUAUCCACAGGUUCCCAGUCAAGAACAACUCAGAGACACUUGCUACUUUUUCUCUCCCCGCUGGGUUAGCUUACCCUGUGCAGAUACCAGCAGGAGUCACUCUACAAACAGCCUCUGGUCAACUUUACAAGGUCAAUGUUCCUGUCGUGGUUACUCAGGCCCCGGUGGGUCAGAAGCCUUUAUCCCUACACAUACAGAAGGCUCCUGCCCCUCAGUCAACUGCGGCCCCUCCAACUACCAAACCUCCUCAGCAGGUGGAGCCACCCCCUGCUCCAGCACCUUCUGUCUCCCAGUUGCCGCAGCCCGAUUUACCCCCCAGUCCAGAGAGCAGCCCCGUCCAGCAGCCACAAGUUCCCGCCGCUGGCGCCACGCAGCUUCCGGUUGUCCCCUCUCCACCGGCAGAAGAAAAUGAGCCGAGUGCCCAACCUGAACCCGUGAACUACAGUAUGACCUCCUCACCCUGCAGUCAGUUAUUAGAGGAGGCCUUGGCGCAGACGACUCAGUUAAAGAGCAGAGACAUAGAUGACAUCCUGAAAGAGGUGAUUGAGGAGGAGAGAGUGAAAGCAGAACGGAGGAGGAAUCUGCCACCUGCCAGAACUCAAGAUCAGACCGAGGCUGUCCUCGCUGGGCUGGACCUUGACUACAGCUACAGUGAACUGUCGGACAUCGUUCAGCUGGACGGUCCCGCAGACAACUCCGACGCCGAGGAGGAGGGUGGAGCUCCGCUGGAAGAGAAUGACUUUCUGGGUAUCAUCAAUGCAGAGGCCAUAAAGGCCCUGCAGGAGGGAGGUGGAAGCAGCGAUGGCAACAGCAUCUCCUCCAGCAGUGACAGUGAGGGAGCAGAUAAACUGUCUGCAGAAGACGAGGAUCCCUUGAACUCGGGCGAUGACGUGAUUGAGCAGGACAUCCCGGAUCUCUUUGACACCGACAACGUCAUCGUUUGCCAGUACGACAAAAUUCACCGCAGCAAGAACCGCUGGAAGUUUCAUUUGAAAGAUGGUGUGAUGUGCUACGCGGGCAGGGACUACGUGUUCUCUAAAGCUGUCGGGGAAGCUGAGUGGUAAUGAGCUUUAGUUCUCCUGAGCACAUCAGAUAAUCGUGUUGAAAGAGGGAAAGCGAUGAUUUAAUAGGGAAAGACAAUUAUUGAAUUUAGACCUCUUGUUGGUGUAAUUUGGCUCACAGAGCUGCAAGUUUAAACACCACUGUGCAAAAUUACUGAUACUUCUGUUUGUCUUCUUUUUCUGGAAGGGGGGUUAGGUAAUUAUCAGAGCAAUCCUGCAUCAUUUACGAUGCUUCGAACGAUAACUUACAGUGGUGCCUGUGAAUCCAAUUUACGGAGAAAGCCAGCAUGAAUUUAUGUUGUAUAAUAUUCUGUUAAAUAGUUUUCUUUUGAACAAAAAAUUAUCUGACUUGGAGUUUGUUUUUUUCUCUGUCAUGACAAUGUUGCUCUGAAGGCACCAACACGCCGUUUGAUUUUCUGCCAUUGUAAUGUGUUGCCUUUUGUUCAUGAAUCAAAUACACUUGACUGUACUGUG
This is a messenger RNA of Hippoglossus stenolepis (Pacific halibut), 1903 nucleotides long. RefSeq names its product general transcription factor IIA, 1-like (gene gtf2a1l). The transcript has 9 exons. NCBI's taxonomy places the organism in Eukaryota, Metazoa, Chordata, Actinopteri, Pleuronectiformes, Pleuronectidae. Gene Ontology annotation, biological process: transcription initiation at RNA polymerase II promoter; transcription by RNA polymerase II. The coding region runs from base 68 to 1432 and encodes 454 amino acids. Gene Ontology annotation, cellular component: transcription factor TFIIA complex. The record is from RefSeq and is a predicted model, not a curated record.